Molecule: messenger RNA, 828 nt
Organism: Penicillium malachiteum
Lineage: Eukaryota; Fungi; Ascomycota; Eurotiomycetes; Eurotiales; Aspergillaceae
Product: phytanoyl-CoA dioxygenase family protein
Exons: 3
Coding region: 1-828 (275 amino acids)
Source: RefSeq, a predicted model, not a curated record
AUGCAGCUCACUCCAGAACAGGUGGCCUCGUAUCACCAGAAUGGAUAUCUCUUCCUACGCGUCAAUGAGCAUCAACUCGUUGACCCAACAGCUAUGAAGCAAUGGACGGAGGAGAUUAAAACCUGGCCCCGUGUCAAGGGAAAGUGGAUGCCCUAUGACGAGAUCAACAUGAACGGCGAGCGCCAACUCAUGCGUACUGAGCGCUUCAUCGACUUCCACCCUGAAUAUAAAGACCUUGUCUGCGGCGAGAAGCUAGGUGAAAUUCUCAAGGCUGUUUCUGGUGAUGACAUGCUUCUCUUCAAAGACAAAAUCAACUAUAAGCAACCCUUUGGCAACGGCUUCCAAGCCCACCUUGACGCGCCCGCAUAUGAUCACAUCGGUCGCAUCGAGCACGUAACUGCCAAUGUUGCCAUUGACGCAGCCACAAUUGCUAACGGCUGCUUGGAGGUGGUACCUGGAUCCCACAAGAUGGAGGUUGAGUUCGAUGAAACCAAUCGUAUCAAGCAGUCAUGGGAGGAUGAGCACGAGUGGGUUACCCUACCAAUGGAGCCUGGUGAUAUGCUCAUUUUUGGUUCUCAUCUUGCGCAUCGCUCGGCUGCAAACAAAACGGAUAAGAGUCGUGCUAGUCUUUAUGCAACUUUCCAUUCCAAGAGUGAUGGAUUGGAUCUGAGAGAGAGAUAUUACAAGCAUCGGAUGGAAAAUUUCCCUCCAGAGCAUGAGCGUGUUGAAGGAAAGGAUUAUUCGGCUGGUUACAAAACUUAUGGAUUUGCUGCACCAUUCACACGCAUGAACCAGGUUGCGGCUGGCCAAGCUGUGGCUGGGCAGUGA